Messenger RNA from Priapulus caudatus, 4800 nucleotides. Its product is annotated as reelin-like. Lineage: Eukaryota; Metazoa; Priapulida; Priapulimorpha; Priapulimorphida; Priapulidae. Gene Ontology annotation, biological process: neuron migration; central nervous system development. The coding region runs from base 1 to 4800 and encodes 1599 amino acids. The transcript is spliced from 32 exons. The record is from RefSeq and is a predicted model, not a curated record. Gene Ontology annotation, molecular function: lipoprotein particle receptor binding.
AUGGGGCGUGCUUGCACGGGAAUUGAUGCCCUGGUAUUCUUGCAGGUUCGGCAUCCGGCUAAUUCCGGCAGCCAACGCAGCGUCGUUAAGGCGUCGCCUGCCGGCGUUCUGCAGGGCCACUCUCUGCGCGCGCUCGCACCCAUUGAGACCGUGCUGACCGUUCAUAUGCUCUCCAUUUCCAUGCGAUGGAGAGCUUCAGGCUGUGCAUCUCCUCAGGAACUUAUCAGGUUCAAAGCUUCGACGAGCUGCGGACUGCAUCAGACACAGCGUGCCUUCUUGGUGAUGAGUGGGUCGGACACCACCCGAGUCAAGCCAUACGUCGAGAUCGGCCGCAUCUUGGUUACUGAGGAGAUGACCCCUGAGGGUGCGACCCCUGACACGGGCGAUCAGGAGUUUUACCUCACCUCUACGACGCCCCCGCCUGACGAUGAUGAUGAGGAUGAGGAGGAGGAGGAGGAGGAGGAGGAGGAAGAGGAGGACACGCCCCCCGUGGUGCUUCCUAUUCCGAAGAAUGAGACCGACAUAACGGGAGGCGAGAUCAUGGAUGGCGAACGAGGCUGCGGAGUGCUGACCUCUGGUGGCUCGAUGUACAUGUACAAGGCCGGGGUGAGGCAGCUAACCACACCUGUCAUCGACACGACCUUCCUCACCCACCUGCAGUUCUACCUGCGUGUGGGGGGCGGGGACGAGCGUUUCUGCAACAACGCGACCGGUCGCGACGAAUCGAUCGUGCUGCAGUACACGAACGAUGCUGGCGCCACCUGGAAUCUACUGGAGGAACUUCCACCUGAGGCUUACAGAAAUGAGCGGUUUGUGCGAGUUCAGCUGCCGAAGGAAGCAAAGACGAAGACGUCGUUGUUUCGCUGGUGGCAGCCGGAUCACAGUGGAGCGGGCAUGGACCAGUGGGCAAUGAACGACAUCUCCGUGCAAGAUGACGGAUCGAUGAGGAAGAUGGAGGACGACCUAGAGGAUGAACCGAACGAGGCGUGGCUGGCGCACUCUCCUCAUGCGAGUGCUGAGUACUGUGGCAGCAACCACAGCACGCUCGUGCUCUCCUCCCUCAAGAACCGAUUCAUCGUCACCAAGGACAUCACGCUGAAGAAUGGCGACGUCAUUCAGUUCAAGAUUGCCGUUGGCUGUCGAACCACGGCCGCUCUUGCGUGUGAGACCCCCGUACUGCUGCAGUACUCAGCAGACUCUGGCACCACCUGGCUGUCCGUGCUGGAGACAUGUCAGGCGGGGUCCGGAUGUCAAGCCGGAGCGUCGGAGAGCUCAGUCUACUACCCGGCGACGCACGCCGGCUGGACGACCAUCGUCGUCGAGGUGCCUAGGACCAUAGUUAACAGGAGGAUUCAGCUGCGCUGGUGGCAGAAGGAUGUCGGACGUAUAAGCACCUUCGCCCUGAGUGAUGUCUACAUCGGCCCUGCCUGCAGGGGGCGCUGUAGUGGCCAUGGUCUCUGUAAGCAGCGCAGGUGCGUCUGCGAACCAGGAUAUUCAGGUCGCGCCUGUCAGCGAUCCAACAUCAUCAGACCGACUUCGCUGCUGGAGAGCUUUGAUGAGCGCGGCGGCUACGGCAGCAUCUGGGAUAGAGUGCACGGUGCCGAGAUCAACAACCAUUGUGGCGUGCUCGUCGGCGGCAAGGCGAUGUGGUUCGGACAGGCAGGAGCACGGCUCCUUCAGACUGUGGAGCUUAACACCUUACCGGCCAGGUAUGGAGAGACGCGUGCGGCGUGGGCUAUAGACAGUGUCAAGCUGAGCGAUGGAGGUCAGCGAGUGCGAUUCCAGGACACGUUCGAUCCGAUGCAGGACGACGGCUGGUUCAAGACUGCCGACGGACGUCCGAAGAAGACCUGCCUGACGUUGGACACCGCCCUCGAGUUCCGCACUAUGCGAGGUAAGCAACAAUUUGCAGAGACAUGGGACAUACACGUGCUGCCAUCUGCAUUCAUCCAGUUUGAUCUUAUGAUGGGCUGUGGUCGCUACACCUUCCCCUAUGCUGUCAGGUUAGAAUACUCGGUGGAUGGUGGGCGAAGCUGGAACCCCGUAGCAGACGAAUGUCUGCCUCCCAACGUUGGCUGCAAUGGUUACCACCUGAGCAGCAAGUACAACUCGGAGACACACACCAUCUGGACCCGUGUUUUUAACUACCUGCCUGCCAAAGCCUCCACCCCGGCCACACGAUUCCGAUGGAUGACUGAGGGAGAGAUACCACAGGGAGAGGUGUGGGCGUUGGACAAUGUCUACAUCGGGGGAGGCUGCCCAUGGCUCUGCUCUGGUCAUGGUUACUGCAACAUGGGAGAAUGUGUGUGCGACGCAGGGUAUGGGGGAGCGUACUGUGUGGUGCAGGAGCAGUUACCCUGCUCUACCAGAGACACGUUCGACCAGGGAGUGAACAUGACAGCGUGGAAGGAAGCGUACGGGGGAGAAACUAGCUCUCAGUGUGGCAUGCUUGUCUCAGGCAGCGCUCUCGUCUUUAAAAAGCAAGGCACACGCAUGCUGGUAUCCCACGACAUGGACAUGACUAGUGCGCAGUACAUUCAGUUUGUCUACAAGUAUGGCUGCGGGGAAUCAAUGGCCCCGGGGUCAACCAGCAGUGUACUCGUGCAGUACUCCAGCAAUGGUGGCAUCACCUGGAAUUUACUCAAGGAAAUCAAGAACAGAGAGGCGAUUGAGCCCCGAUUCAUGCACCUAGACUUCCCCUACCAGGGCAAAACAAACUCCACGCGAAUCCGCCUGUGGCAACCCCAGCACGGAGGUCCCGAUGCUAACGUGUGGGCGGUGGAUGACAUAGUUGUUGGUGGCGAGACAAUUGCUCCCAAUGUCAUCUAUGACCCGCUGACCUCUGCUCCCCAGGGAAACGCUUUCCUGUUCUGGCCAGGAGGCAGAACGGAUGCUUACUGUUCCAGUGGCCAGCCGGCGCUAGUUUUCGACAGAUUCAGCGGACAGAGGGCGCUCUAUACGAGAGAUAUACAGGUUGAUCAGGGCUCUGUUAUACAGUUUGAGAUUAGAGUUGGCUGCGGUGGGGAGGGUAACGCUGAUAAUCCUGUCCGGUUUGAGGUGUCGACGGAUAGUGGGGAGACGUGGUCGCUGGUGCUGGGUGCAAGCUCUAACAGUGCCACCACGGCCGAUUCAGGUUGUGGCGAGCAAGAUGGCGUCUCACCAGGCGGCAGCAGCAUCUGCAGGUGGAGCGAGACAAGGCCGAGUAUCUACUACAAGGAUGGCUCGAGGGAGUGGAUGCGCGUGACUGUUCCCUACACCAGCAUACAUUACUGCGGUGCGGCGCGAUUCAGGUGGUUCCAGGGAGACUACGAUACACUGGACUUGCCGCCAACCUGGGCUCUUCAGAACCUAUACGUCGGGCCCGCCUGUGUUCGGCACUGCGGCGGUAGAGGGCGCUGUAUCAACGGCGACGUGUGCGUUUGCGACGAGGGCUACAGUGGGGAGUUCUGUGAGCUGGCUGCUAGUCCAAACCCUUCAUACAUCAAGGAGAGCUUCCAAGAUGCGGCCGUUGACACGAGCCGGUGGCUGCAUGUGAGUGGAGCAGAGCUAGAUGACUUCUGUGGGAGUGACGUAUCGAGUCGCUCGCUCCACUUCACUCUCCCGGGCGAGCGCGCCUUGACAUCCCGUGACCUUGACCUGAGAUUUGUCAGCUCGGUACAGUUCCACCUGAGCCUCGGCUGUGGCAAGCCGCUGCCUAGUCGCGGGGUCACGCCGGUGCUCUUCCAGUACUCGACGGACGCCGGAGUCUCGUGGACGACGAUCGAGACGUUUGGAUUUCUCGGCGAGGGCGAGGAGUCCGACUACUUUGUUCUGGACGUUCCCGAGGCUGCGCGCACUGCCGCCACGCGUCUGCACUGGUUCCAGCCAAGCUGCGACGGCACGUUCGCUGCUGACUGGAGCAUCAGCCAGGUCUACCUCGGUGGAGUUGACAAGGCAGAGCUGGUGAUGCGAGAUGACUUCAGCGCGGACGAGGAGGAGGAAGAGGACGAUUUCUGGAUCCGGCAGGCAGGAUUCCGCCACGGUGCCUACUGCGGCCGGCUAAGCAACGCUCUCGUAUUCGACGGACCGGACAAGGCCAGGUUUGCCGUCUCUACAGGAGUGCAGGUCACUGAGCUGUCAUACAUACAGUUUGAUUUGGCUAUGGGCUGUCUCCCCGGGCCGUGCUUCAGCAUAAACCUUGAAUUCUCAACGGAUAAUGGCAAGAAGUGGCAACUGAUUGAUAGUGGCUGCAAUCCUUCAGACGUGUCCUGCGAUCAUUUCUACGAGUCGACUAGCUUUGCAUCAGAUCUGAACAAGGCAUGGACUAGAGUAACACUUAAAUUGCCACUGUACACUGACUGCUCCAGACAGCUGGUCACCGUGGACAUGGACCUGACUGAUGCCCAGUACGUGCAGUUCUUCUACAAGUACGGCUGCCUGAACCAGCCGAACAAGCGAGAUGAGAACAUCAUAGUCCAAUACUCACCAGAUAGUGGCUCCACGUGGAGAAAUCUGGUAGAACUGUUUGCCGACGACACAGACCCAAGGUUCUUUUCUGUAAAUCUCCCACGAGAAGCAAAAGUACAGGGAGCUAGAAUACGCUGGUGGCAACCUUCAAACAGCGGGCCAAAUAAGGACGACUGGGCAAUCGAUAAUGUCUUCAUAGGAGGUGUGGAAGAUGCUCCGGACACGUUCCAGGCGGACGACCCUGGCUCAUGGCUGGACACUGAUAAUGUUGAGACGGCCCCUUACUGCGGGGACCAGCACGAAUCCUGGAUCGAGAAGGGAGUGGCGGCGGAGAGGGAGGGCGGGAGUCGGUGA